This is a messenger RNA of Sipha flava (yellow sugarcane aphid), 2262 nucleotides long. RefSeq names its product zinc finger MYM-type protein 1-like. The record is from RefSeq and is a predicted model, not a curated record. The transcript has 3 exons. NCBI's taxonomy places the organism in Eukaryota, Metazoa, Arthropoda, Insecta, Hemiptera, Aphididae. Gene Ontology annotation, molecular function: protein dimerization activity. The coding region runs from base 1 to 2262 and encodes 753 amino acids.
AUGGACACCUCCAAGGUUGUGGAGAUGCUGGAAAAAGUCAAGGAGGCGGUCACGGUGCAAGGAUCGAUGGGAAACUGUCGCACAGCGGACGACGUCCGGAAGGCGGGAGUCGCUCAACUGCGGGCUGAGCCACUACUCUGGGCAGCUUACUGUCGGGGUUUAGAUUAUAAUAUAGUUCAAUUAUUUUAUAUAUUUAAAAACGUCAAGAUGGAUAAGUGGUUAAUAAAAAAAUCAGUUCAAUCUAAUGAGGGCAAUGAGGCUAUAAACAGUUCUACUUCUAACUUAAAAGUUGAAUCUAAUAGUGGAGAUUCGAAACCUGUUGAAAAUGGAAAAUCAAGGAGUUAUCAGGAAAAAUGGCAACAAUUAUAUCCAUGGUUGUUAUAUGAUCCCGUGAAAGAAAAAGUGUUCUGUUCGAUUUGUAAGACUGCUGAUGAAAACCAAAUUAAUCUUCCUGUAUUUUCUGUGACUGAUCAAAAUUCUAAAAAGGCAUUUGUAGUUGAUGGGUUUUCUGCGUGGAAUAAAGCACUACAAAGGUUCAAAUCUCACAAAGCUGGUAGUUUUCAUCGAGCUUCGAUUUCAUCUAUUGGAGCGCAAAGAAAAGGAACUAACAUAUGUACUUCUUUAAGUGUUUCCAUAACUAAAGAAAUGAUUGAAGGUAGAUCUGCUCUUCUAAAAAUUAUUUCAUCUCUUCUUUAUUUAUCUAGACAAGGUUUAGCGAUUCGUGGCCACGUUGAUAUAAACUCAAACAUUCAACAAUUACUUAUCUUACGUGCAGAAGAUGUUCCCGAAUUAAAAAGUUGGCUUUUAAGAACCAAGUAUAAAUGGUUAUCUCAUGAUAUUCAAAAUGAAAUAUUAUCUCUUUUAUCUAAAGAAGUACAGUUAAAUCUUAUUUCUGAAAUAAAAGAUUCUUUUUGUUAUUCAAUAAUAUUGGAUGAAACACGAGACAUUUCCAAUAGAGAACAAGUUUCUGUGUGCUUUCGCAUCGUAGACAAGAAUUUAAAUAUAUCAGAACAUUUCUUAGGAUUUUUUGAAACUCCUUUUACUGACGCACAGACAUUAUUUAAUUUAGUAAUUAAUGUUUUAUCACAAUUUGUCAUUGAUAUUUCUAAAUGUCGCGGACAAUGCUAUGACGGGGCAGCCAAUGUCAGUGGACAUAUCAGUGGUUUACAAGCAAGAAUAAUCGACGUUGAACCUAGAGCAAUUUUUGUUCAUUGUACUGCCCACACCUUAAACCUCGUUGUUCAAGAUACAAUGCAGAAUAUAACGAAGAUUCGAGAUUUUUUAGCCAUUUUACGUUCAAUGAUAUCAUUUGUUAAAGAUUCACCUAAACGUCAGGCAAUAUUUAAUUCUUUACAAGCUGAACAAAGUAUAAUCGGUUCUUCAAAUAAUGUUUCAUUAAGGCCUUUUUGUCCUACAAGAUGGUGUGUUAGAAUUGUUUCAUUAAAAUCGAUUGAUUCAAAUUAUAAUUUACUUCGUAAAUUUCUUGAUGAGCUGACUACCGAAAAAAAUGAAAUAGGUGCUAAGGCUAGUGGGUUUUCGAAACUACUUUAUAAAUUUGAUUUUUAUUUCGUUUUGCAAAUUAUGAUAUUCAUUUUUGAGAGAAUAGAAGUUUUGAAUUCGGAACUACAAAAAAAAUCUUUGCAUUUCCAAGAUGCAAGGUUAAAAAUUGAGGCAAUAAUAAUUUCUAUAGAAGAAAAACGAAAAUCAGGUUUUGACCAAUUAUUGGAAGAUAUUAUCUAUAAAUCUGAAGAGCUAGGUUUAGGUGAAGUUAAGCUACCUAAACAAAGAAAAACUCCAAAACGUCUGAUCGAAGGGGGUCAAGAACAUUACUUUUCGUCGGCUAAAGAUCAGUAUAAAGCGCUAUUUUUUGAAUGCAUGGAUAUGACGCUAUCUGCUCUGCACAACCGAUUUAAAAGUAAUGUAAUUAAACAUCUCGCAAAAGUAGAAAACUUUAUUGUAGAUCCUAAAAAAAUAAAUACAGCUAUUAUAACUGAAUACUAUGGCUCCGAUUUCGAUGGGAGAAAAUUAGAAUUACAUCGAAAUAUAAUGUUAGAUAUUGCUAAGGCAAAACAUUUUAAAAUAUCAUCAGUGUCAGAUGCGAUUAAUUGUUUUAAACAAGAGUCUUAUUUGCAAGAUUUAGUUCCAGAAGUGGUUAAAUUAAUUAAAAUCAUGUUAACCGUACCAGUUUCAUCAUGUACAGCUGAGCGUUCUUUUUCUGCACUUCGGCGUUUAAAAACAUUUUUAAGAUCGACCAUGACGUAA